Electrophorus electricus (electric eel) is the source of this 1889-nucleotide messenger RNA. Lineage: Eukaryota; Metazoa; Chordata; Actinopteri; Gymnotiformes; Gymnotidae. The record is from RefSeq and is a predicted model, not a curated record.
UUGGCUGAACAGGACAGGACACAUCUGGAUAUGGUGGCAGAGGAGGACGAGGCUUGCAGCUGGAUUCACUAAAACGCCAAAAUGGCUUUAUAUGUGCCGUGUUCCUGAAGUGGGGUGACAUCUGGUCAUGGCCCUGUUGAAGAAAAUUAACCGAGUGCUGUUAAUAUUUCUCAUCCUGUUGUCCCUGGCUCUGCUGUACAAGAAGAUGCUCAGAGUGCAUCUUCCCCCACAAUACUCAGAGCUCAGGCACAGACAGGCCCUGAGCACCAGGCAGGCUGCGGAGGAGGCGCCCGGGGUAGGAACGGAUGUUCCCGUGGUGAUCUGUGCAUCGGAAGAGCGUGUCGGAGCUGCCAUGGCAACAAUCAAUAGUGUCUAUAGCAACACGCAGGCAAACGUGUUCUUCUACAUAGUGACCCUGCGAGACGCCGUCGAACUGGUAAGGCAGUACAUAGAGAACACCAAGCUGAAGGAUAUCAGGUAUAAGAUCCUGGAGUUCAACCCCAUGGUUCUGAAAGGUAAAGUGAAGCUAGAUUCAUCCAGACCUGACCUACUCCAUCCCCUCAACUUCGUGAGGUUCUAUCUGCCGCUCCUUGCUGUCAGCACUCACAGGAGAGUUGUUUAUUUGGAUGAUGAUGUCAUAGUUCAAGGAGAUAUCCAGGAGCUGUACCGCAUCCAGCUGCAGACAGGCCAUGCGGCUGCGUUCGCCUCAGACUGUGAUCUCCCUGCCAGCCAUGAGAUGGUACGCACGGUGGGCAUGCAAACCACCUUCAUGGGUUUCCUGGACUACCGGAAACAGGAGGUCAGGGACCUGGGCAUUGACCCCAGUGACUGUUCCUUUAACCCGGGGGUGAUUGUGGCAGACAUUGAGGAGUGGCUGAAGCAGAAAAUCACCAAGCAGCUAGAGAAGUGGAUGAGUGAGAACUUUAAGGAAAACCUGUACAGCAGUGCUAUGGCAGGGGGCGUGGCCACACCUCCCAUGCUGAUUGUGUUCCACAACAAAUACACAACAAUCGAUCCAAAGUGGCAUGUGAGACACCUGGGUUGGAGUCCUGAUGCCCACUAUGCCAAGUCUGUCCUCAAGGGGGCAAAGCUGCUUCACUGGAAUGGUCAUUUUAAGCCCUGGUAUUACCCUUGUGUGCACCUCGACCUUUGGGAGAAGUGGUUUAUACCAGACCCCUCUGGGAAGUUUUCACUCAUGCGGCCCAAAACAUGAAUAAAGAGGAAACCUUACAAAGUUGUGUGCAAGUAGAAGAGCUGGUUGGAAAAACUGAGCUGCUGGGAUACAUUGCAGGACAGUAGCUCUCCCUCUCCCCCCACCCUCAACUGUAGAUGAAGCAAAUGGAGUGUACUGUGGUAUUAAACUUAUGCCAAAGUAUGAUCGGUGCCAAUUCUUUUGAUCUUGAGUGUACAAUCCUGCUCUAAUCCUUAGUUCCAAAAAUCACAUGCACCACAUCUUUCCCCUCAUGAGGGCAUUUGAGAAAUUCAGGAAGACUGUUCUCUGCAUCAAGACUAAACUAACCAAUGUUUGGAGGUGUGGUUUUCAGGGCAGUAGGUACAUGUAAGAAUGGACAGCCUAAAUAAGGAAACACCCAGCAGUCAUUUAAAGUGGAAGCAAUGCAGUCCUGUACAGCAAGAGCUGCUACAGACCAGCUCUUAGAACUACUAAUAGUAGACCACCUUAAUUCUCACUCAAACUAGGACACUUAGCAUCUUGGACACCAAUUGGGGAGGUGGGAAGAGACAGACACUCCCUUUCUGGAAACAUUUAAUGGUUCACACGAUGGGAACUCAGCACUCCAUAACCGGGUCAGUUAAAUAUUAACAAAUUUACAGUCAUGAGGAAUGUAGAAAAAAAAAAAUUUCAAACACAAGCAGCGCCUUAAAAAAAA